Fusarium pseudograminearum CS3096 is the source of this 603-nucleotide messenger RNA. RefSeq lists its product as uncharacterized. NCBI's taxonomy places the organism in Eukaryota, Fungi, Ascomycota, Sordariomycetes, Hypocreales, Nectriaceae. Gene Ontology annotation, molecular function: N-acetyltransferase activity. The record is from RefSeq and is a predicted model, not a curated record. The transcript has a single exon. Bases 1 to 603 code for a protein of 200 amino acids.
AUGACAAAUUCGGCGAAGUGCAUAAGCAUCGAACCAGGAUAUCGUCCGGGUUUACUGGCCCGAUGUCUCGAGAUGCACAUAAUCCACUAUCAUCCCGUAAACUCAUGGGGCCUCGCCUUUGAGACCUCGGUCGCCGCUGCUUGGGCCGACCUUAUCCAGAGACUCGAGACCAAUCCUCGGAAUCAAGUCUUUGCGGCAGUCCAAGAUACAGACGAUCCCGCCGCGUUCACGCAGAGGAUUGUGGGCACUAUCCUGGUUGACGCCGAGAACAUGAAACAACCUGGUACGGCACAGAUACGUGGCUUCAUAGUGGAUGAACGAGCCCGAGGUCUCGGUGUGGGCAAAAAGUUACUGAAUGCGGCCAUGGAGUUUGUAAAGGAGCAGGGUUUCGAUCGGGUUUCGCUUUACACGUCGAGGACGCAGGAGACGUCGCUUUUUCUUUACAACAAAGCUGGUUUCCAAAUCGUCGAGGACGUGGAGAAGGAUCUGUGGGGAUGGAAGACAAAUGAGUUGCAGCUCCAGUGGACGCGUCCGGAUUUGUUGGGCAGGACUGUAGAAGGAGAUAGUCGUAAAAUAGAGAGUAACAUAGAGAAACAACAGUAA